GUGGUUUUCCUUUUUUCGAUAUGACCAAUCUGCAGUUAAAGCUACUAACAGAUAUUAUCUUAGUUUGACAACACAUUACAAGUCACAUGUUUUUGCUCGAGAUUACGGUCCAACAAUCGAAAGUCUUAAUCGAGACUUAAUCAUAACAAAUGAUUUUUAUUAUCCAAUGAAAGAAGUUAAUGACCUAUAUCAGUGCGCUGAGGCCAGAUGUUCCAGUUUUCAAACUACCUGUGAUAAUGAUGGCUAUGUAACGGAAUAUCGGGGUCAAUGUACUUGUGUGUGUCCAGAUGGAUUAGACCCUCAAACUGGAUGCACAACAAACACAUUUGGAAAUAAUUCUUUCGAAUGGCCGUCUGGUUCUUAUGCUUUGAUUGCUGCGGAAGGUGGUUGUCCUCCUGGUUUACUACUGGGUUAUCGUACUAGUUGGAGUGAGGGAUUCUCCUGGUUUCAAGGAUCUUCCUUGCCUUUUGCUGGCGUACAAGAUCAUUCGAAAUUUAAUUAUGAAUUCUGUGUUUCUCAGAAUAAUUUCCCCAACAGUAAGAAUUACUGGGGAAGUGGAGAAUAUUGUAUUCUGCGUGAAGGCGGUAGCUGUCCUGAAGGUUUUGGCGAAGGAUAUGUGCAAUUUGACGAUACCAUCCGAUCGGCUGCUCAAAAUAAUACUAAAAGUGGUGAAUUGCCUGAUGGUGUGUUUGGAGACGAUACUCGUCUUGAAUUCUGCUGCCGAGCGGAUGGAUUUAAAAACGUUCCGCUUGAACUUCCGAAUGACAAGGCUCUAAUAUUGUACCAAAAUAGUAUAGAUACAGCUUGGCCUGAAUGUCAAGCAGUCGCAAAUAUGAAUUCUAGAAGAUUUUACUAUACGUUUGAUAAUAAAGCUGGAGAUUUAGCCAAAUUUAGUGGAUCUUUACCAAAAAUAGCUACAUAUCCUGGUAGAAAUAGUUAUCUAUUCUACGUCUGCUACUAUGAACCCGUGACUAGACCCAAAUCGUGUGGAGGAGUCAUAGAAUUGUCACCAGAAAUGAACACAGCUGCAAUCAGCUCACCCAACUACCCGGCAAACUAUGACAAUAAUCAAAAAUGUUUUUGGUUGAUAAAGGGGCCGCCAAACAGCAAUAUUCUACUAAAUUUUGAUAAAUUUGAUGUUGGAACAAUUGGUGCUGGAUGUGAUGAUACAGUUGAAAUACGACCAGCUAAUCUUGCUUCUCCUAAUUACAAAUUUUGUCAUCACGAUGGUAGAACAUGGAGAAGUCAUAAUAAUACCCUGGUUGUUAUCUUUGAAUCUGGAAUGUCAAAAGUUAGAUCAGGUUUUAAGGCGUCAUUAAAACUUAUUCUAGAUGAGGAGAAUUGUUAUGUUAGAUCAGAUGAAGGCAUGUCAUAUCGAGGUAAUAUAAAUUAUACACGAGACUUUACUCCAUGUAUACCAUGGUCAGAUGUUAAACAUUGUCGUCAUUCGUCUUUACACUCACGCGAUGUUGAUGCUGGUUUAGAUGGUAAUUAUUGUAGAAAUCCCGGUGAUGGGGAUAGACCUUGGUGUUAUACUGAGAAACUUGAAUGUACUCGAGAUUUCUGUGAUGUAUGUGGUGUUGAGAAAGCUUUUGAUAGAGACCCUGUCAGCAAAUGCGAGGCAUUGAAAACCAGUGUUACUAAUUUUUGUACCCAAGAUACCCGUGGCUUCAGUGCAUGCCGUAAAACAUGUGCCGACCAACUUCCAGCAAUUAAUGUUGCCCCUUCAGUUGGGGACAUAUCUUGUUCUCCACCUACGGCAUUACCCGAUGGAACUACGAAUGAUGCAGCUAAGUCUAGUUAUUCUGUUGGUGACCAGGUUACUUAUACUUGUAACACUAGAUCUACGUCAUCAGUGGCAUUAACCUGUACAACAGACGGUACCUGGACAGGUGCCUUAAGUGCAUGCAAAGUUUGUGAUGAUGGUUGGCAUGCCUAUAAUGGUAAUUGCUACAAGGUACACCCCGAGAUAAAGACGUGGAGUUUAGCUAGAGAUAAGUGUGUCAGCCAAGGUGCUACACUGAUCAUGCCUAAAACACAAAGUGAAAUGGAUUUUAUACAUACAAUUAGAGAUGUUACUUCUAGCUAUUGGGUUGGUGUGAGUGAUUUAGCCAUAGAAGGUAAAUGGUACUGGUUAGACGGUACAGAACUUACUGCAGAACAGAGUAGAUUUGCCCCAGGGCAGCCAGCUAAUACUACUGCAUGGAAUGAUUGUGCUUUUAUGGCGAAUGAACAGGGAUCUAGUCUCUGGUCUGAUGUAUAUUGUAGUGCUUAUUAUCAACAACGUUAUAUUUGUUUUAAACCAAAUCAUGACUUCAGUAAAACAUGUCGGGAUUUAAGUGAUGACUGUCAAGAGAAAUAUUCAGCUGAUGGCACGUUCUGUGAUAUGGAGAAUUGCUAUGCCGCUGCUAAAUGUUCCGAAACCUGUAAAAUAAAUAACUGCUAUACAAGUAGUUGUGAAGUUGGGUGGAUAAUGGAGGACAAUAAAUGUUAUAAAUUGAUAACAGAUAACUUAAAUUAUACUGCUGCCGUGGCUACAUGUAAAUCACAGGGUUCUAUUGUUAGUAGUAUGAAAACAACCAAAGAAAAGACUCUUCUUGAUUCAUUGAGAGGAACUUUUACCUUAUGGAUAGGUGCUACUGAUGACGGUCAUGAAGGUAUCUUCACAUGGCAGGAUGGAACACCAGUUUUAGCCAGUCAAACAACGUGGGCAACAGGAGAACCGAAUAACUAUUGGAAUUUUGAACAUUGUGUUACAUAUAAUGGUCAAUGGCGUGACGUAUAUUGUAAUUAUUACAAUUUUCAUCGAUUUGUCUGCUCCAAAAAUGCGACACAUCAGGACGUAUCGUGUGCCACACCCAUUACCCCAGCUAAUGUUACAGUCAUAUCUGCUGUAUCCAAUCUGACCAAUGGUCACACAAUACGAUAUAAAUGUAAUACUAAUUAUUGGUUAGAAUCAGGUGAUUUAAACAGAGGCUGUUUAUUAUCAGGACAACUUGGUGGAUCUCCUCCGGUCUGUGUUCUGGGAUCUGAGGCUAAUGUAUUGACCACCGUUAAUCAUCAGGCUGUAAACAAUAGGGGUAGUGCCAUUCCAAACUUUGCUAACGGUAUAUUUACUACUAGUCAUGAACAAUUCUAUAUACCAAGAGGUGGAGAGAUUGUUGAAUGGCAGUUGUACAGUAAUAAAGCCGGUCCUAUUGCUCUUCUUGUUUUACGACCCAGUGGAACAAAUUACACAUUAAUCGGUUUUAAUGAAGUCAACACCCAGGGCAGCGGAGAGGAAUUCUUCCUUAUCAGUUUGGGAAACAGAGUUAAAGUCCAAGCGGAUGACUCCAUUGGUUUUUACACACCUGGUUCUGUGCAGCCAAUAGCCGCGGAUGUACAUCAUAGAUCCGAGGUAGCACGGUAUCCUCAGCACCUAUUACGUCGAAGUGUCUCCUCCCCAACGUCCACUUCAGCUCUUCUAAAUGGAGUAACCUAUGAAUUCCAACCAAUUGAAAACGCAGAUGCUAUCAUAGUUUCUUUACGAGCUGUGAUUGGCCCAUCUCCACUCUGAUCAGUUGUUUAAGGAAAAAAUUAUUUACUAAUACCCUUAUUUAUGAAUCUGUGAAUAUUGAGUCUAUUAUUUGUUUUCUGGAAUUUUAUUUAUAUAAUAUGUUUAAUGAUAGUUUUAAUAUUUGACCUCAACCACUUUACAAUUCUGGCAUUUAGUUCUAUACCAAACUAAUGUAUCUUAGACAUUCCGUCGAAUAUAAUAUGUAUAAUAAUAUUAUAAUAUGUAUCUUAGCCCUUCCGUCGAAUAUAAUAUGUAUACAUGCACCAAGAUCAAUCAAAUUAAAAUGGCCUUUACAUUCGUCUCCGAAUAUUAAAGGCAAGCGUAUUCACUUGGUGAAGGGUUGUAUUUAAUUAUUUACAUAUAAAUGUAAAAUGAUCUUUUAAUUACAUAUUGUGUUGUAUUUUAUUUUAAUGAAUAAAAUAUAA
This is a messenger RNA of Patella vulgata (common limpet), 3981 nucleotides long. RefSeq lists its product as uncharacterized. Lineage: Eukaryota; Metazoa; Mollusca; Gastropoda; Patellidae. The transcript has 23 exons. The record is from RefSeq and is a predicted model, not a curated record. The coding region runs from base 167 to 3556 and encodes 1129 amino acids.